This is a messenger RNA of Lachancea mirantina, 78 nucleotides long. The record is from the annotation of a GenBank genome assembly. NCBI's taxonomy places the organism in Eukaryota, Fungi, Ascomycota, Saccharomycetes, Saccharomycetales, Saccharomycetaceae.
AUGCUAGGACAGUUUUUCGACCAAUUCACGCGCCAGGACUACAUAUCGGACCACAUUUGGAAAACCAGCAGCCACUGA